This is a messenger RNA of Erinaceus europaeus (western European hedgehog), 1036 nucleotides long. It is a transcript of the gene ATOH7, whose product is annotated as atonal bHLH transcription factor 7. Bases 269 to 727 code for a protein of 152 amino acids. The transcript has 2 exons. Gene Ontology annotation, molecular function: protein dimerization activity. Gene Ontology annotation, biological process: neural retina development; regulation of DNA-templated transcription. The record is from RefSeq and is a predicted model, not a curated record. NCBI's taxonomy places the organism in Eukaryota, Metazoa, Chordata, Mammalia, Eulipotyphla, Erinaceidae.
ACGUUGGGAAAAUGACCUUCUCAUCGACAUGUUUCCCCUAAAUUUAGGCAGGGGAAGAAACGUCAGUCUGCUCAUCGUGCGGGGCACAGGUAGAGUCCUGCACCCCCUCCGGAAACUCUGACUCCACGCAAGUUGCUUUUUUUUUUUUUUUUUUUUUGGAUGACACAUUUGUUUCGAAGAGUCACGCCGGCAAGCGGCUCCACAGACGCGACCACUCGCACGGCCUGAGCGGAGCGGAGCGGCGCGGCGCGGCGCCCCCGGCCCCGGGAUGAAGUCCUGCAAGCCCGGCCACUCGGCGGCGGGAGCGCGCGUCCCGCUCCCUUGCGGCGGCGGCGCCGACUGCGCAGGCGCCUGCGCCGGGUCGGGGCGCCUGGAGAGCGCGGCGCGCAGGCGCCUGGCGGCCAACGCGCGCGAGCGCCGCCGCAUGCAGGGGCUGAACACGGCCUUCGACCGCCUGCGCAGGGUGGUGCCGCAGUGGGGCCAGGACAGGAAGCUGUCCAAGUACGAGACCUUGCAGAUGGCGCUGAGCUACAUCAUGGCUCUCACGCGCAUCCUGGCGGAGGCCGAGCGCUUAGGGUCGGAGCGGGAUUGGGUCGAUCUCCACUGUGAACAUUUCAACCGAGAUCAUUACCUCCCGUUCGCGGGUGCAAAGCUGCCCGGCGACAGCGAGCACUGUGGCCAGAGGCUCUUCGGCUUCCAGCCCGAGCCCUUCCACAUGGCCACUUGAGGCUCCAGAGCCCCCGGGAAUAAGCUGCCCCGGGCCCCAGGCCUGCACGCGCGGCCUCCCCAGCAGGGACUGUGGCCGCACCGAGCAAGCUUUCAGGUCGCUUUUAGUCGCCUCCCCAGUAACACAGACGCGAUCAUUUUGUUGACUUUGUUUGUCUCUUCGUCAGUACUUUGUAGAUUUCACGAAUGCGUCUUGUUGGCUUCCUGGCCUGCUCUCUGGCUACAAAUACCUUGUAAAGAAAAUUCUACUAUGUAUUUUAACUACAGAGGUUUGCAUAGAAUAAAUACUCAAUAUCUCAUUUGUACUUAA